AUGGACAGGUACGAGGCCAUACACGGACAAGAUGUCUCGAGCUUCGACUUGACCUCCACCCAUCGAUUACCGACAGUCUCGGCUGCGCAGGCGCUCGAGGAUCUCAAGUCGGACCCGAGAAGGUUUCUCUCAACCGGCCUCGACGGUCUCGACAGCGCUGUCAAUGACGUUUCCACGGCUGAUCCAGAUCUUGGCGGUAUAGAGAAGGGUCAAGUCGUCGAGGUCUGGGGCCCUCCGGGGUCUGGGAAGACUGCCUUCGCUAUGCAACUCGCUGCGAACACUCUGCGGGACGGCAGCAAGGUCGUUUGGGUAGCAUCGCAGACGGCUUCUACAGAUAAUGUAACAGAAGACCAAUUAAACAACCUGCUCCAUUUUGUCACACCGAGCUUGGCACAUCUCAUCGGGUUGAUCUGCAAACCGACGACGUCCAGCAUUCCCGCGGAUACCUCCCUGGUUGUAAUUGAUAACCUGUCUGGUCUAGUGAACCAGACUUUCCCAAAGAACCUCGAGACUCGACAACCUCCAAAGGGGCGAGGACCCUCGGCGAGGCGGCUGCAGGUUCUUCAAUUUCUCAUUUCGGCACUUCAGAAGCUUUCUGCCACGAGAGACCUGGUUAUUGUCGUCCUAUCUCAAUGUGCCACGAGAAUGCAACUCGAGCGUGGUGCUACACUGAUCCCAGCCAUAAAUGCCGGUUCCUGGGAGCAAGGCAUUGCCACCCGGCUGGUUCUCUUCAGAGAUUGGGUGAUGAGAGGUGAUGCAGUGCACGACAUGCAUCUCGUAGGGAUUCAAAAGCACCAUGGCAAAGUCGACUCCGGGGGGAUAGGGCCAGUAUUUGCGUUUGACAUUCAGACGGACGGUCUCAUCGAUGCGGAACUACAUGGAACGCAACCCUCUCUGACCCUGAGUGCAACGCCCCAUCAAAAGAGAAAGCUCGAUCAGACAGGUUUUGAGAUUCCCGAUAGCGAGGGCGAGGACUACGGCUGGGAGGAUGAGGACACGACUGAAAUGCCGAGCAUGCCACCACAGUGGCAAGGCAGCGAAGACCUCCUCGUCGGCCAGAUCGACGACGAUGCCAACCGAGUCGAUGAAGACGCCGAGGGUCAUCUGGCACAGAGCACCGACGAGGACAACGAGUCCACUUGA
Messenger RNA from Anthostomella pinea, 1143 nucleotides. NCBI's taxonomy places the organism in Eukaryota, Fungi, Ascomycota, Sordariomycetes, Xylariales, Xylariaceae. The record is from the annotation of a GenBank genome assembly.